This is a messenger RNA of Manihot esculenta (cassava), 801 nucleotides long. RefSeq names its product histone H2A variant 1. Gene Ontology annotation, molecular function: structural constituent of chromatin; protein heterodimerization activity; DNA binding. NCBI's taxonomy places the organism in Eukaryota, Viridiplantae, Streptophyta, Magnoliopsida, Malpighiales, Euphorbiaceae. Bases 169 to 579 code for a protein of 136 amino acids. Gene Ontology annotation, cellular component: nucleosome. The transcript has 3 exons. The record is from RefSeq and is a predicted model, not a curated record.
AAAAUCUGCCAUUUUCCCACUCAAAUUAAACCGCCCCUUUUUGCUUUCAGUUUCAAAUCCCGCCUGCAUAAAUUUGUCAAUAAAACCCUAAAUAUAAAAUUCACCCAUCAUUUUAAAUCUUUAGCACCCAAAUUCUUCCUCCUCUCUGCUUCAACUCUAAGGUGAAAGAUGGCUGGAAAAGGAGGGAAGGGGCUUUUGGCAGCUAAAACCACUGCCUCUAGUAAGGACAAAGACAAGGAUAAGAAGAGGCCUAUUUCCCGGUCUUCUCGUGCCGGUAUUCAGUUUCCUGUUGGUCGGAUUCAUCGGCAUCUGAAGCAACGGGCAUCUGCAAAUGGGCGCGUUGGGGCUACUGCUGCCGUCUAUUUGGCUUCUAUUCUUGAGUAUCUGACUGCAGAGGUUCUUGAGCUGGCUGGAAAUGCAAGCAAGGAUCUGAAGGUGAAAAGGAUCACACCAAGGCAUCUCCAGUUGGCAAUUAGAGGUGAUGAAGAACUUGACACCCUCAUCAAGGGAACCAUUGCUGGUGGUGGAGUAAUUCCUCACAUCCACAAAUCUCUAAUCAACAAAGCAACUAAAGAUUGAAUUUAGGUCUUUGUAACUGAACGAUUAUCUGUUUUAUGUGACUACCUUUUUUAGGAUAAUGUAGGUUUAGUAUUUGUUGGUCCUUGUCUAGUACAUCUUGUUAAGUACAUAUAAUAUUAUGACAUCUAGGGUUUUGCCAUCAAAUUGUUAUGUUUAUUGACAGUAGGAUGCUUAUUGUUGGAUUGCUAAAUUAAAUUUCUUAGCUUCUCUUGAUUAAUACUA